GUGUGCCUGGCGCCGGAAGAGAAGACGGCCCCCCUCUUUCGGCCCGGCCAUCUUGUGGGAAGAGCUGAAGCAGGCGCUCUUGGCUCGGCGCGGCCCGCUGCAAUCCGUGGAGGAACGCGCCGCCGAGCCACCAUCAUGCCUGGGCAUUUACAGGAAGGCUUCGGCUGCGUGGUCACCAACCGAUUCGACCAGUUAUUUGACGACGAAUCGGACCCCUUCGAGGUGUUGAAGGCGGCAGAGAACAAGAAAAAAGAAGCCGGCGGGGGCGGUGUUGGGGGCCCUGGGGCCAAGAGCGCAGCUCAGGCCGCAGCCCAGAACAACUCCAAUGCGGCAGGCAAACAGCUGCGUAAAGAGUCCCAGAAAGAACGCAAGAACCCGCUGCCGUCCAACGUUGGCGUGGCUGACAAGAAAGAGGAGACGCAGCCGCCCGUGGCGCUUAAGAAAGAAGGAAUAAGACGUGUUGGAAGAAGACCUGAUCAGCAACUUCAGGGUGAAGGGAAAAUAAUUGAUAGGAGACCAGAACGGCGACCACCGCGUGAACGACGAUUUGAAAAGCCACUUGAAGAAAAGGGUGAAGGAGGAGAAUUUUCAGUUGAUAGACCAAUUAUUGACCGGCCUAUCCGAGGCCGUGGUGGUCUUGGAAGAGGUCGAGGAGGCCGUGGACGUGGAAUGGGCCGAGGAGAUGGAUUUGAUUCUCGUGGCAAACGUGAAUUUGAUAGGCAUAGUGGAAGUGAUAGAUCUUCUUUCUCACAUUACAGUGGCCUGAAGCAUGAGGACAAACGUGGAGGUAGCGGAUCUCACAACUGGGGAACUGUCAAAGACGAAUUAACAGAGUCCCCAAAAUACAUUCAGAAACAAAUAUCUUAUAAUUGCAGUGACUUGGAGCAACCAAAUGUGACUGAGGAAACACCUGAAGGUGAAGAACAUCCAGUUGCAGACACUGAAAAUAAGGAGAAUGAAGUUGAAGAAGUAAAGGAAGAGGGUCCAAAAGAAAUGACUUUGGAUGAGUGGAAGGCUAUUCAAAAUAAGGACCGGGCAAAAGUAGAAUUUAAUAUCCGAAAACCAAAUGAAGGUGCUGAUGGGCAGUGGAAAAAGGGAUUUGUUCUUCAUAAGUCAAAGAGUGAAGAGGCUCAUGCUGAAGAUUCGGUUAUGGACCAUCAUUUCCGGAAGCCAGCAAAUGAUAUAACAUCUCAGCUGGAGAUCAAUUUUGGAGACCUUGGCCGCCCAGGACGUGGUGGCAGGGGAGGACGAGGUGGCCGUGGGCGUGGUGGACGUCCAAACCGUGGCAGCAGGACUGACAAGUCAAGUGCUUCUGCUCCUGAUGUAGAUGACCCAGAGGCAUUCCCAGCUCUGGCUUAACUGGAUGCCAUAAGACAACCCCGGUUCCUUUGUGGACCCGACUUCUCUGAGGUUUUGCAUGCUUAAGGAUCCCAACCGACUAAGAAAUUAAAAAAAAAAAAAAAAAAAAAAAAAAAGACUGUCAUUCAUACCACUCACACCAACAGACUGAGUUUUAUCUGUUUUGAAAAUGAACUUCUCUUGCUCCACAGAAGUAACAAUAUGGUAGUCAGUUUUGUAUUUAGAAAUGUAUUGGUAGCAGGGAUGUUUUCAGAGAUUAUGCAUUCUUCAUGAAUAUUUUGUAUUGCUGCUUGCAAAUAUGCAUUUCCAAACUUGAAAUAUAGGUGUGAACAUGUGUACCAGUUUAAAGCUUUCACUUCAUUUGUGUUUUUUAAUUAAGGAUUUAGAUGUUCCCCCAGUUACAAACCGGUUUUAAAUAUUGGAAUAAUAUCAGUUUUACUACCUGCUUUGCAUUUACACACAUGGUCAACUGGGACAUGUCAACUCUGAUUGUCAAAAGUUAUGCUGUGUGGAAUACUAACAACUUUAUGUAUUUUAACUUAGUUUUAAUAUUUUCAUUUCUGGGGAAAAUAUCUUUUCACUUCUCAUGAUAGCUAUUAUAUGCUAAAUCUUUAUACAGAAAUAUCAGACUUGAACAAAUUCAAAGCACAUUGGUUUACUAAUCCUUGCUCCUGCUUGGUUCAUUAGGUUCAAAUUAUAAUUGAUUGACAAUUUCAACUAUAUUUUAAAGUGUGUGACUUUCCCAUUUUAAAAACCAAACUAGACACCUUACUGUCUAGUAGAAAGUUGUUUAAGCUACUUAUUGUUGAUAAACACAUCCUGUCAGGUGAAGUAGUUUUAUGAGUGUUGGGCUUUUCCCCCCCUCCAACAGGGUGGGUAUAACAAAGUUGAUUUGGCUAAUGCGUAAUAUUUAAACUGCAUCUGGCCACUCAGUAUGAUUUGUGUGUGAAAGGUCCCAAAUCAAAAUUGUAUACCCAUAAUCAAUGACCCUUUAUCCUUUCCUGUUCUAAAGAAACCAAAGGGCCUGGUUAGUAUGGUAAGAUGCAGAGUGUUACUUUUUGGAAUUUGGAAAGCAGACAGCUUUACUUUGUAAGGUUGGAACAGCAGUACCAUCCAUGAAAUAUAAACCAAAAGUCUUAUUGUUGCCGAAUUUCUUAUAUUGCUAUUAGUUUUGGUCUUAAGUUGAUAUGUGACUGUUCCACAGAAGGUGAUAAGUAUCUUUUACCUCUUCCUGCAUUAGAAAAUUAGGUUAUAAUAAUGGAUUCCUGAAUGGGACCGUCAGCGCACUUAGUAACAUGAUCAAUAAACAGGUUUUCUAGGAUUUUUUUUUUUUUUUAGUCUUCUGCCAUAUUUAUUGUUAAGCAGAAAAAUUUAUUUACAGUUUUAAAGAUUUUUUUGUCACUCAUUAAUUUUCAGUAAUUUUCUACCUAUGUGUGGUAAUGUUCAGUUUUUAAAAUAUUGAAAAUCUUAAGUCAUAAAAUGUCUGCUGUUUGCUGACUAGUUCUCCCAUAUACUUCCAAAACAGAGAUUGUAUAGUACAAAAGUUAUUCAUUUGAAUUAGAUUUAUUAACCUAGUUACCUACUAGUUUGCCAUGUUAGGAAGGAGGCAAUUGGUUUUAAAUGAUGGAUAACUUGUGCUGGUGUUUUGGAUCUUAUGAUGCUGAGUGUGUUCUGUACUGGUGCUAAUGUCUAAUAUAAUUUUAUAUUUACAAACAUACCUGCUACCCAGAGGCAAAUAUUAAUUUAGUCCAUAUGGACUAUUGACCCCUCCUAAGUUAGUGUAUUUGGACUUUCAAGUAUCUUAACUCAUUUCUGGACAUGUAACAUGUUUAUAAACCUCUUGAUUUCUAGCAACAUAGAAAACACCUGCUAUUAAAAACACUUCACAAGCUCCACUCACUGUCAGCCAUUGCUGGCAUUCUGUCACUAAAGAAUAGACAGCAAUAUCUGAUAUGUUGCAAGCUUUCAAGAUAGCCUGAACUUCUAAAAGUUGGUCCAUUAGUUGUAUCUGAUGGAUGUAAAUUUGCCUCCUAGUUCACUUUGUGUCAAGAGCUAAAACUGUGAACCUAACUUUCUUUUAUUGGUGGGUAAUGACUGAAAAUAAAGAUUUUAUUUUCAUGCUCACUUCUUAAAAAUCAUAAAAACAAUCAAAUAGGAACCCA
Molecule: messenger RNA, 3521 nt
Organism: Miniopterus natalensis
Lineage: Eukaryota; Metazoa; Chordata; Mammalia; Chiroptera; Miniopteridae
Gene: SERBP1
Product: SERPINE1 mRNA binding protein 1
Cellular component (GO): cytoplasm; nucleus
Molecular function (GO): mRNA 3'-UTR binding
Source: RefSeq, a predicted model, not a curated record